Mya arenaria is the source of this 1476-nucleotide messenger RNA. RefSeq lists its product as uncharacterized. Bases 1 to 1476 code for a protein of 491 amino acids. The record is from RefSeq and is a predicted model, not a curated record. NCBI's taxonomy places the organism in Eukaryota, Metazoa, Mollusca, Bivalvia, Myida, Myidae. Gene Ontology annotation, molecular function: protein binding. The transcript has 11 exons.
AUGGGCGGUACUCGCACUGACCUUGCCCUCAAGUACGUGGAGGCGAACAGUUUCACCCAAGCCGCCGGCGACAGAGCAGGAGUCGCAAACAUCCUCAUUGUAAUGACAGACGGCAAGUCGAACGUGCCGGCAGAAACCGUCAAAGAGUCUGCUCAUAUACACAGCAAUCUUAAUGCUAAGAUAGGAAGACCUUUAAAGAUUUUCGCGAUCGGUAUCGGGUCCGGCGUGAACAAGGCGGAGUUGCAGACGAUCGCCACGAACAGCCAGCACGUGUUCAAUGUGAGCAGCUUCGACGCCCUCAACACCCUACAGGCCGAGCUGAAAAAGACAGCGUGCCCCAAGUACACCAACGUGCCUUCCACGUGCACAUUCGUCGCCGACCCCAAGGACCCACAGUGUUGCCGGGUACCACAGUGUCAGAACGCCGGCGGAAAUGUAGGAACAACGGGAUUUGUUGGCGCCUUCACCGGAUAUGGCCACCCAACCAGCAUCAUAUCUGGGCAGAUCAGCCAUACCAGUUACAACAGCAAAUGUCUGUACAAGGGUCAGGUGUACGCCCAGGGCGCCACGUGGCAGGACGGCUGCGCCUACGACUGUGAAUGUGUGGACGCCAGCAAGGGAAUGUACAGGUGUAAUGAGAGAUGCGCAAGAAUCGCGUCCGUACCAACUGGCUGUUCUUUCGGCCAGGACCCGCGCGACGCGUGUUGCCAGGUACUGAAGUGUGACGCGGCCCAGACGUUCGGCACGUGCCAGGACAAGGUCAACUGCCAAUCGUACGGCAAUUACGUAUGUGGACAGCAGUAUGAAGGAUGGGCGAGGGAGAACUGCGGAAAAUUCUGUGGCUACUGCGGUGGCGGUACCAACCCGUACUUGGCGACGGCGCCACCUAGCGGCGCAUGCGUGGACGCGAUCCCGAACUGUGCCCAAUACGAUGUCAGUGUGUGCACGGACGCCCAGUACCGUCCAUGGGCCGUCGCCAAUUGCCCAAAACACUGCAACAUGUGUGGAGGAGCAGGGACGGGGAUAAUCACUGGCACUGGUACUGGUACGGGAACUGGCACUGGUACUGGUACGGGAACUAGCACUGGUACAGGUACGGGAACUGGUACCGGUACAGGAACUGGCACUAUCACAGGAACUGGGUCUGGUAGCUGUAUGGACAAGUUAUCCAACUGCGCUGCCUACACUCAAGAUGCGUGCACGGGAUUGUACGAGCAAUGGGCACGUGACAACUGCGCACACUACUGUAACCUCUGUCCAGCGACGGGUUCUGGUGGUGUAAUAACCGGAUCCGGUACCGCGGCACCGGGCACUGGGACUGGAACGGGAACCGGCACCGGCACUGGCUCGGGAUAUGUGGGAUACAGUGGCGGUUGCGUAUAUAAGGGUCGGUAUUACGGAGCUGGUGACCAUUGGUAUGACGGCUGUACAUGUGAAAACGGACAGACGGGCUUCUACAGGUGUGGAGAUAGGUAA